Entamoeba invadens IP1 is the source of this 1251-nucleotide messenger RNA. RefSeq lists its product as hypothetical. Bases 1 to 1251 code for a protein of 416 amino acids. Lineage: Eukaryota; Evosea; Mastigamoebida; Endamoebidae. The record is from RefSeq and is a predicted model, not a curated record. The transcript has a single exon. Gene Ontology annotation, biological process: tRNA methylation.
AUGAGUCAAAAGACGGAAGAAGACAUUAAGAGGGAGAGAUAUCUUGCAGAGAAAAACUCGGAGACUGUUGUGUGCCCAUUCAAUCCUGCGCACGUUGUGAAGAAGAGGAAAUUCAAUAAACACAAAGCAGGGUGCCCUGAUAACCCAGCGAAAAACCCAACGUUUGGGAAGUCGUAUAUGAACCCUAAUUGUAACAUUGAUUUAACACUUUUUGAGGCAAAAGUAGAACGAAAUAUUCGGACAGAAACACUUCUGCCAUUUCUUGACAACAGCUUUUUCGACGGGUUCUGCGACGAAAGCAAAAAGUCGCAAUUUUACACGUGCAAGUGCUCGACACUGACCCUCAAUUUAUUCACAGAAAGCGCGCUGAGGGUAUUGGUCCAACGGGUGUACACGUUGUAUACCAAUGUCAAAGAGAUGUACAAUGACAUUUUGGCGCCGAUAGACGAGAACGUUGAUUUGAAUUGUCAAGAGGAGAAAGUGGAGCUUCAAAGGUACGAAGUGUCGAUGCCCGACGGGUGGGAAUUUCCAUCGAAGAAACACACGGAACAGUGUUUGUCGAUUGUUUCGCAUUUAAUUGAAAAGAACAUUUUAAAGCCAAAUGAAAGUCAAGAAGUGAUUGAGAGUGGUGCGGGGAGCGGGAUGUUAUCUGCGUAUUACAGUCUAUCCAAACGAAGUGCUCCUUCUAAGUUUUAUAUGGUGGACUGCAUGAAAGGAAUGAGAAAGAAAUACGACAGAUUCAUGAGGAGAUACGGCGAUACCGUCUUUCGCGUUCCCGCUGAUUUGCGAAACGUUGAUGGGCUUACACUUGUUCAAAGCCACGAACAAGCGUCUUGUCAUAGCACUAACAUCUGUGUGAUCGGAAAACACUUGUGUGGCUCUGCGACAGAUAUGGCUCUGCAAAUGGCUGUGAAAUGUAAAGAUCGAUUGGGAGGCAUUGGAAUUGCUUUGUGUUGCCAUGCCAAAGGGGAUGGCCAUUACGACUGUAUCGCAGACUUCUUUUUAAGUCGCGGAAUCAGUGUGAUCGAGUUAACUGCAAUACACAGACUGACUUCUUGGGCACUAACUGUCGAUAACUUAGACACCGAGUGGAAAAAGGAACAAGUUAUUGUAGCAGAGAUGUGUCGAAAUAUUAUUAAUGUUGCUCGAAUAGUCUGGUUGAAAAGUCAGAGUAAUAUCCAUCAAGCUGGUCUAGUUAAAUAUUGUAAGAAAAGUAUGAGUCCCGAGAAUGUGUUGUUAUGGGCGAAUUAA